Messenger RNA from Didymodactylos carnosus, 1050 nucleotides. NCBI's taxonomy places the organism in Eukaryota, Metazoa, Rotifera, Eurotatoria, Philodinida, Philodinidae. The record is from the annotation of a GenBank genome assembly.
AUGUUUUGUCCUAGUGGUAGUGGUAGUAAAGUUAAUGUUACUAGCAAAAAAUUAAAAUCAUCAACUGAAUCUGAACCAGUUGACUCACCAAAUAGUGUUGGUAUGACUAUUGAUAUUAGUACAGGUGCUUUAUUAUUAUCAGUAUUAAAAUUAUCUAGGGGUAUUCAAAAACGGACGGCUAAAGAAUCACAAUAUACGGGUCUUAUACCACCAGAAUUAAUAUCAACACAACUACAGUCAUCUAGUAAUGAAAAAACCACAGUAACUGUGCCUGGCAGUUGGACUGGUGGUCAAUUAGCCGGUGUUUAUGAAAAAUAUUUUAAAGAUCAUCACGCAAUGGCUACAACAUAUUAUCUUAAAAUAUUAUAUACGACCACAUUUAAUAUUAAUAAUAAUAAUUCAAAUUUAAAAUUAAAUAAAUAUGCACAACGAGAUAUUGUUCAAUUAACAGAUGAUUUUAAUGAAAAUUUGUAUCAAAGUUUGUCAGAUGCGUGGGGUACACAUGUCAUUGUAUCAAUUAAAGUUGGUGGAAUGAAUGAACAACAAAUACAAUUUAAAAAUUGUAUUCGAUAUACAACAAAAACGUUUAAGACAACAACACAGGGCUUUAGAAAUCACCUUAAUUAUAUUACCAUGACAACUUAUAAAUUACAUUAUUUUAAUGGUCUUGGACGAGCAGAAAUAAUACGUUUAAUCUUCACACAAGCUGGUCAAAAAUACGAAGAUAUUCGUAUUGAACGUACCAACUGGGAUAGUAUCAAAAAUGAUACGCCAUUGGGACAAGUACACUAUAUAAAAGUCGAUGGACAAAGAAUUCCACAAUCAAUGGCAAUUGUUCGUUUUCUUGCCAAACAAUUCAAUUUAGCUCGAAAAGACAAUUUGGAACAAGCCAAAGUUGAUAGUGUUGCUGAUACAAUCGGUGAUUUAAGUGAAAUAUAUUCAAAACUGAUACAUCGCGAAAAAGGUCAAAGUAAAAAAGAAGAAGAUUUAAAAAUGUUUUUCAAAGAGGACGCACCAAAAGCUUUGGCAAAUUUAGGGACUUUAGCCUAA